GUUGGGGAAAAGAAGGAAUCGAAGAAAGAGAGUUCAAAGAAAGAAGGCUCAAAGAAGGAAGGUUCAAAGAAGGAAGGCUCACCACAGGAGGGAUCCAAAAAGGAAGCAAGAAAGACAGUAAUGACUCAAAAAAGUGAGCAAAAGAUUUCAAAUGAGAUGAAAGUGAUGCCAACACAAGAACUGCAAGUUGAGGAAAAGGAAGGAGAGGAGAAGAAGGAAGAAAAGAAAGAAGAUGAGAAAAAAGAGGAAAAGAAGGAGGAAGAGAAAGAAGAGAAGAAAGAAAAGAAAACAGACGAAGAUAAAAAAGAGGCAGAAACGGACAAAAAGGAUGAUAAGAAGGAGAGUGAUACGGAGAAGAAAGAAGAAGGUGAAAGUGAAACGAAGAAAUGA
Molecule: messenger RNA, 390 nt
Organism: Cercopithifilaria johnstoni
Lineage: Eukaryota; Metazoa; Nematoda; Chromadorea; Rhabditida; Onchocercidae
Source: the annotation of a GenBank genome assembly